GUGAGAGGGAGAAAGGUAGUGGGGAGCCUAGGUUACCAUAUACCACACCAGGCUAGGCUACACUGCAUUCGCUUCUAUCAGUGCCGGUGUGCUUGAACCACGUCUAUCACUCAGCAAGAGAGCCUAAGAGAUGGGUUCCAUCCCCCAAGUGUCUGUGCUACGCGGGCCUACACACCCGCUGCCCCGGGUCCGCUACCUCUCCCGCCUUUUAGAGGACAAGGUCCGCGAGUGCGGGAACUCCACGGCCAUCAUUUAUAAAGGCUCAGACUCGGUGGUUCACAAGCUCAGCUAUGGUGAGUUAGACCUUGCUACUAACCGGCUAGCUCGCGCACUCCUGGCACGUCUCGCUCCUCUUGACGGCGAUGUGGUGGUGGCGGUCAGUCUACCCCCGAGCGAAGCUCUCCUCUUGACCCUCCUGGCUGUUUGGAAGGCUGGAGCCGCCUACCUCCCUCUAGACCAACAGGCUCCCCAGAGAGUUCAUCAUAUCCUGGAGGAGGCCAAGCCCGCCCUUAUCAUCACAGAAGAAGCUGAAGAUCAAUUGGACGAAGUUCUUCAAUGCCAUAAUGUUGUCAGUUUCUCUACAUUGGAUACCAUCGCUACCAAGAUGGCCGCCACUAUCCUUUCAGAUUCAGAGGUUCUCCCAGCGACAGCUCAACCCUUAGCCGUAGUCUUGUACACGUCUGGUAGCACCGGAGUGCCCAAAGGAGUUCGCCUUCCACAUGCAGUGGUGCUGAAUCGCCUGAGAUGGCAGUGGCGGGAGUUCCCGUUCAGCCCAACAGAACAAGUCUGUGUGUUUAAGACCACCCUGACCUUUGUGGACGCUAUCGGUGAAAUCUGGGGUCCUCUCCUGCACUCGUCCCCCAUCGGCCUCCUGGUGGUUCCGAGGGAGAUCACCAAGGACCCCCAGCGGCUCAUCCCUCUCCUGGAGGAGUACAAGGUGGAGAGAUUACUGGUGGUGCCGACCCUGCUUCGUGCCAUCUUGCUCUUCUUAGGCCUGGACUCUUCUCAACAACUGGCAAGCCUCAAGACGUGGGUGUGUAGCGGGGAACCUCUGGUCGUAUCCCUGGCCGAACAGUUCCUCUCCCAAUUCCGUCACCGAGAUGUGGCGCUCUGCAACUUCUAUGGCAGCACAGAAGUGAUGGGAGAUGUCACCUAUCAUGUGAUUCGCUCUAGAGAAGAUCUCGCCGCUUUCGACAAAGUCCCCAUCGGUCAGUCUCUUCUAAUUAUUCUGCAAUAA
Homalodisca vitripennis (glassy-winged sharpshooter) is the source of this 1237-nucleotide messenger RNA. Its product is annotated as putative acyl-activating enzyme 19. The record is from RefSeq and is a predicted model, not a curated record. The transcript is spliced from 7 exons. Bases 131 to 1237 code for a protein of 368 amino acids. Lineage: Eukaryota; Metazoa; Arthropoda; Insecta; Hemiptera; Cicadellidae.